UAUUUUACUUUUAAUCAUAGUCAGGCGGUGCAGGCAGGCAAUGUGUUGUAUGUUUCUGGUUCUUUAGGCCUAGAUGAGAAGACGUUGAAACCGGUCGAGGGUGGAGCAGCAGCUGAGGCUAGGCAAUCACUAAAAAAUAUCCAUGCGAUACUUAAACAUGCUGGCACUUCAUUCGAUAAAAUUGCCAAGACCACAAUAUUGCUGAGUGAUAUUAAUAACGCGAAGUUUGUAAACGAAGUCUAUCAAGAAUUUGUAAAAGAACCAUAUCCAGCCAGAUCUACUUAUCAAGUAGCUAAAUUACCAUUGGACGCGCUCGUGGAAAUCAAAGUGAUAGCUAUUGUUGAAUAAUGAUUUGUCAAUUGCCACCAUUUGUAAAAUUCCAAGACUAUAAUUGCUAUUCUAAUAAGGCAAUUAUAAGUUGUAAAAUAUUUUUUAUUAUCUAGUAUAAUUUGGAUAA
Aphis gossypii (cotton aphid) is the source of this 457-nucleotide messenger RNA. RefSeq names its product rutC family protein UK114-like. The transcript has 4 exons. The annotation marks the transcript as partial. Gene Ontology annotation, molecular function: deaminase activity. Gene Ontology annotation, cellular component: cytosol. Lineage: Eukaryota; Metazoa; Arthropoda; Insecta; Hemiptera; Aphididae. The record is from RefSeq and is a predicted model, not a curated record.